Molecule: messenger RNA, 5216 nt
Organism: Mangifera indica (mango)
Lineage: Eukaryota; Viridiplantae; Streptophyta; Magnoliopsida; Sapindales; Anacardiaceae
Product: serine/arginine repetitive matrix protein 2-like
Exons: 15
Coding region: 2705-4855 (716 amino acids)
Source: RefSeq, a predicted model, not a curated record
UUGCUCAACGUUUAAAAGAUAAACGCGAAAGAUUGUAAAGUUCAAUUCUCCCGGCGAAUUUCAAGAAAUACUCUAUUUUUGGAGGAAAAAAAAGGAUCGAAUCAUCGCAGUACAAAUGAAGUGAAAAAAACAUUUGACUUCUGUUUAUAAUUUGAUCGCUUCCAUCAGAAAUCCAUUUCCAUUUCAGAUACUAUAAUUUAUCAAACGAUUGCGGCUUUUAAUCCGUCGCUUCAACCAGAGAUUGGACCUGAUGGUCUUCCAAGAGAAUCUCCUGUCAUCGCCUACACUGAGAAGGUAAUCGAGGAAGAACAGCUUCAAUUGAGGAAGUGAUUGGAAAUUGGUAAUGGUUGAAGGUUCUGUUGGUUGUUUUCAUGUAUGGAGUUAGCUUUAGAGUGUCAAAGGUUUGUAGUAAUUGUGGUAUUUACUGUUGCUAAUUGUUGAUGGGGAUAGCAGUUGGUCUAAGUUGAUGAAAGUGUUAAAGUAUUCUUGGAGAUGAUGGUAUGAUGGCUUUUAUGGUUGUGAUGAUGCUUAUAAUAUGCUCAAAUGAUGAUAAGAUGGCUAGUUGCUGAUGGAUGUUGCAGUGAUGGCUAUCUAUCUCAGGUGAUACACUGAAGAAAAUUAUUCUAAAAUAUGUGAUGUUGAGAGAGAGCUAGCAAAUCUUACAAUGGAACUGAAACUCACUGCUGGACCUAAAAAGCAGGUACUUAACUUCAGCACUUGAACUGUUGAGAAAGAAAAUAGAAAUGUCAACUGAGAGAAUUUGUCUUGCCAAACAGAAGGAAGAACAAGCACAAAAGGUCUGGGAAGCAGCAUCAAAGGCUGUGCAGGAAGAAGAAGCAAUGAAGCAGAAGUUAUGUGAAGACUUAAACCAUUUGGUACAAGAAAGCAGUAACUCUCAGUUUUCUUGACUUGAGGAAUUGAAAAGACGACUGGAAGCUUUGAACCUGAGUAGAGCGUCAAUCUCUUCUCUUCAGAACUCACGUGUACACUACACGCAAGAGAAGGGCAGGAACAAGAGUUAGAACAAGAGGCAGCAAGGGAUUGAAGCAUGCAGAACAGUCAGCAAUUACUUUGUGACAAAGUCAAUCUGAAGAAGAAAAGCAACGUGGCACAAUAUCGGAAGGGAGGCAGUUGGCAAACAAAAGAGAGAAGGUAGAAAAGGGAGUGGGAAAAAGAGAGGAAAAGUAGGAAAGUCAGUAGAGGAAGUGAUAGGGAGAGUUCAGGCCUCUCGAAAGCCUGCUGGGAGCUGAGUGCUUGGAUCUUUGCAGUGUAAUUGCAGUGUGUUCUGGUUUUGGCUACUGUAAUCUCUGAACUGUGAUUUUGGUAAACACAAUCAUGUAAUGAACCCUUUUGUAAACCUUAUUGAAUGCAUAUAUACAACUGAUAUUUCAUUCCUAUUGUAUGUGUUACUAUUCUGUGAUUGGUUUGGAAUAUACUGUGUUUGCUGUGUAUAAUGGCUAGAGAGAGAGUUGAGUGACUGUGGAGUGGAGAAGAAGGUUCGAGCACUGUAGAUUUCUGACCAGCAUUGUAGUUGAAAGGCUUUGAGAUUCCUGUCUUGGAUUUAUCUCUAAGAUGGGAAAACUAUGGCAUCUACACAGAUUAGUACUGCUCAAGACAGUACUUCAGUCUCUCCUGGCAUGGAACCAGGUGGUGGAAUCACUCAAAUUGCAUCAUCCAAACAAGGAAAUGGUGGAAAUGCUCCAAUUAUAAGUGGAAACAAUCAGCAGGCUACUGUUGAAGGAGAAGGAAGAGAAAAGAAGAAAACUCAUUUUUUAGGAAGAGGAAAUGGAGUUGGGGCUGAGCCCAAGGGUAGAGGAUCUACAGCACCUGGCUGGACAGUUUCUUUUGUUGCAGGACCAGUUUCCUUCCUAAAGAUGCAACUCUUUGGUACCAUUUGGUUUUUGGAGGAAUUAUAAGUUUGAAGUUCGAUCUUUCUUGACGAGAGAUGAGGACGGUCUGGAAAAAUCACUACACGACUUCCAUAAGGCAUUAAUGCAUUAAAGACCUGCGAUGAAGAGGACGACGGUGUUCAGAAUUGUGUUGGAAUUACGUAGACAAGUAGAGGGUCUAUUUAAGGUCAUUAUGAUUGUUGGCAGCUACCCCCUACACGAAGGUCACGUUGCAGAUCCCCAAUAAACCACCUCGUACUUCAAACCACAGUAGGUGAGGUAAUGGGAAUCACAUUUUCAUCAGAGCGAAAAAGAGAUUGCAGAUGUGUUUAGUCUAUAUUAGAUUAAGAGAUAGAAAGAGAGGUGGGUGGCCAUUUCGUCAUCUUUUAAUCUUUAUGGAUUUCUUCAAAAUCUCAAUUCCCAAUGAGAGUUGGCAGAGUUAGUUUCUGGCCAUGGUCUGGUAAAACUUGGGAGUGAGUGUUUUAUUGGAGACAUCAGACAUACAGGAUAAACUUACAUGUAUAAAAUAUCAAACCAAACCCACAAACCACACUUCUAUUGUACUUAAUUUCGCAUCAAAAUGUGGCUGAUUUAUGCUUCAUGGAUCCGCUUUUUUCUCUUCUUCAACAGCGUCCUAUAAGCUUUUCAGCUUCAGCUUUACUUUCCUACUCAAACUUCAUUCUCUCACUCUCAGUCUCUCUUAUCUCUUACUGAACUCUUCUACUUCUGUCAUUUUCACUCAGACUUUCUCAUUUCUGGAGUAAGCUUUUUGUAUACAACCUUCCUUUAUCUUCAAAAAAGUUCUUUUACUAGAUAUGGGCAAAGAAUGGUAUUGGGUUGGUAGUAGAUCCACCACCAACUCUAAGAGAGUAGUUGCAGAGAAAGAUACUAGUACUUCUGCUACUGGUACUCCUUCAGGUUGCAUGAGUGCUGUAUUUCAGUUCUUUGAUUUCCACCAUUUUCAGUUUCCUUUGCACCAACACCAACCACCUUCCAAGCCUAACUCUUUCUUUUCUGAAGACCGCACUAUUCUCAAAGGAUUAGAAGCACCAAGGAAUAGCUUGGAAUUAGAGGAGCCUCCAUUGUCAUCAACCAGCUGCUUUAAAGAAGAAGAAAAAUUAAAUAUCUCAAUGGGUAUUCGAAUCAACACAAGAAAAGGACAUACAAAAUCAAAAGUUGGAUCAGCUUCAACUGAUUCUUCUUCAGAAAUGAGCCCUUCUCCUGGGGCAAGAACUCCAAAUUUAGUAGCCAGACUGAUGGGUCUCGAUCUUCUUCCAGAUAGCCAUUCACCCUCUUCACCAUCCUUUCACGAAACACCAAAUCUUCUGGCCAGGUCAAAUUUGCAUCGACCUGCCAGACAAACCCUCCAAAACAAACCGAUUACCAGCCACAGAAAUUCUAUAGAUUAUGGUCAUAUUACAGGCUCUCGUUCUUUGCCUGAGACACCUAGAAUAUCUUCAGCCAGAAGAUCAGACGUGGACCACCACCGUCUUUCACUUCAAAUCAACAAAGAGAACAUGGGUGUGGGUGAAGAGAUUGACUUCUAUCGUUUCUCUUUUUUACGGAGAAAAGAACUCAAACAAGAAGAUGAGUACAGAAGCCCAAGUCAUUACGCAAAGCAAAUAGUGAAGCAAGUUAAAGAAAGUGUUAGCGGAAAAGUUGGGCUUGACAUAACAAACACUUUAAAGAACAGGGAACAAGCAAGAGAAGAACUUGUCAAUCAAAUGAAGGCCAAGAAAAUAAGUUCCAGAGCGGCUUUAGCUGUUGUUGAUCAGUCCAGUCCAGGCAAGCACUCAACACCCUCUUGUUCACCAAGGCUCAGUAGAUUCUUGGAAUCCAAAGAGAAACCAACCACACCAUCCUCUACUCUAAAAGACCAAAAUCGCAUUCCUCAUCAGCCACGCAGGCAAUCUUGUUCACCAUCUUCACAAAUGAGUAAUAAUCAGCUUCAACCCAUCUCAUCAAAGCCCAAGCUACAACCAGUGCAAGAGCAGCAACAUGAGCAAAUACCCGCAAAGAAAUGCAAGAAAGCUUCGAGUGAAAGGUUCAGUCCCAGGCUCAAAAAGCCUCCUCAAACGUCGGACAUUAUUCGAAACAAGCAAGAGGAGCCAUUUGUUCGCCCCUCCACGGCCAACAGAGCCAAUAAUCCUGACAAGAAAUGCAAGAAAACUCCAUUGUCAAAUGAGCUCCUAAACAUCAGUGUCCCUGCUCUUCUUCCAGUCAAAAAAGAUCCUUCUCCUCCAGCAAUCAAAAUCCCUCAAAAGCAGGUGUUAAAUGCUCAAAGAUCGAACAGGAGCUCACAGUUAUCUAGUAAUUCGAGCCAGACGUACGAACAAGAAGCGCCGAAUGAGCUCAUUGCCCGAGACACGAACGACGACAGAGCUAACGGUGUCACCACCACCACCACAGUGAGAGGAGCCGCAGAAUAUGAAUACGAGUACAUUGCUAAAAUACUGAAACGUAUAGGCAUUGAAAAACAUACCCAGGUGUCCUGCAUUCAUUGGCUCUCUCCUUCUCAUCCUUUAAACCCUUCUAUUUUUCACCACUUGGAAAAUGAUAUCAACACCCACUAUCGUCAUCAUCAUUCUCCAUUAUCUCAUCAAUGUAACCGCAGGCUACUGUUUUAUUUAGUAGAUGAAAUUCUUGCUGAUAUAUUGAAGCCUUUUAUCAAGACGAAGCCAUGGAUUGAUGGAAGUCACAUGCACAUGCAAGGGUCAAAGCUAAUCGAAAAGUUGUGUAUGAAAAUUAAAAGUUUCCCAUGUGCAGACUGUCGUGUUCUUGAGCACAUUGACGCAAUAAUAGAGAAAGAUUUGCCCCAAAUGAAGGCACAGAAUGGCAUAGCUUUCGAAGAGGAAGAAGGGGUGGUGAUGGAGAUAGAGAAGGACAUAUUAGACACACUGAUAGAAGAAACGGCAGUGGAGUUUGGGAUGGAGAAACGAAAACGGUGCGUUUCGGUUAAUACGUAAGAGAGAGAAUUGAGAAAAGUUAAAGGAAAGACAGGAAGCAGAAGGGGCACAUGGGUUAUUCACGUGAUGAGAUGCUAACCGUCGGGGGUUUUGAUGGGAUCAAGCUGAUUGAUUGGGACUUGUAAAUUGAAGAUAACGACUGUUACUCCGACAACACUAGCUUUCUCAUUCCUUCUUAAAAGAAAAAAUUUGCAGAGGAAUCAAUAUUCUUCUUCCUCUCUCACUCUCAACCUUUGUAUAUUUAUGGUUGCAGACUACUCUGAAGAAGUUACUGCUGCUAUAUUGUCAUUAUUGUCUGCUUUGUAUUUCAACUACAAGUAAAUUAUUCAUUUCAUUGCUGUUUUGGCUGUCCAUAUGGUUA